Messenger RNA from Zychaea mexicana, 3039 nucleotides. RefSeq lists its product as uncharacterized. The record is from RefSeq and is a predicted model, not a curated record. Gene Ontology annotation, biological process: intracellular calcium ion homeostasis; calcium ion transmembrane transport. Gene Ontology annotation, molecular function: ATP hydrolysis activity; P-type calcium transporter activity; ATP binding. The coding region runs from base 1 to 3039 and encodes 1012 amino acids. NCBI's taxonomy places the organism in Eukaryota, Fungi, Mucoromycota, Mucoromycetes, Mucorales, Lichtheimiaceae. The transcript is spliced from 4 exons. Gene Ontology annotation, cellular component: plasma membrane.
AUGGAUACUUCUUCAAGUAGCAGCUUUAGCAAUACAAGUACUGUUACUGGCACCGUAAGAACCAACGACAGCAAAGCAAUCUGUGCGUGGCACACAAAAUCGAUUGAAUCCGUCGUAGCAGCUUUUAGUACUUCAGUUUUACAUGGUUUAUCCACAAAAGAAGUCGAGAUCCGUCGAGAGCACUAUGGUUAUAAUGAAUUGUCGGGAGACGGCAAAGUAACUUGGCUUACCAUUCUCUUGCGACAAUUGGCAGACAUUAUGAACUUAAUUUUUAUUGUCCUUGCUGCGGUGACCUACUACUUACAAGACUACGUGACUGGAUCCUUACUUCUGGCACUGGCUAUUGUGAACUUAUACAUGGCGUUCGCACAAGAAUAUGCAGCUGAGCAAACGCUUGCGGCACUAAAGAGCCUGUCCUCCCCGGUUGCCACUGUGAUCCGUAACAGCCAGGAACGAUCCAUACCAAGUCGGGAAAUUGUACCUGGUGACCUGCUGGUUGUUAAGGAAGGUGAUUCUGUUGCAGCCGAUGCUCGAUUGCUGCACGUCUCAAAUCUAGAAUUAGAUGAGGCCUUGCUGACAGGUGAAUCACUGCCUGUGCAAAAACAGCUUGUUGUCAUUGGUGAUCCAGAACAACCGCUUGGUGAUCGAAUCAACAUGAUCUACAGCUCAACCAUCACGACCAAAGGGCGUGGGAAAGCCAUUGUGACCUCGACAGGCAUGGAUACAGAAAUUGGCAAAGUCGCUGCUAAGUUAAAUGAUGCUGGGGAAGGUGACCGCACAAGAUUACAAAAGAGUUUGAAUCGGAUGUAUACCGGUUUGACAGUCCUGGCCGGUGUAUUGGCCUUUAUUGUGAUGGCGUCAGUCAAGUUCAAGGCGAAUUACGAUAUCGGCAUGUACGCAAUGACAGCUGCCCUUUCGGUCUUGCCUGCAGGAUUGACGACAGUAAUGACCGUAACCCUGGUGAUGGGUGGAAAGGAGAUGACCCAACAAAAGGCUGUUGUGCGCAAGCUCAAAUGUCUCGAGACGCUCGGCUCGGUAACAAACAUUUUCUCGGACAAGACGGGCACACUGACAUUGGCCAAGAUGGUGGUCGUGCGUUUUUGGACGCCCAACCAAGGAUUUUUUCACGUGAGCUCGAAUGGAUUAGCACCGGAAGGAGAAGCCUAUCGGAUUAAUGACCCGCUCGAAUCAGAUGAAGCGGCGGUAGAUGAUAGCCAAAAAGUCAACAAGUCAGACCUUGCCGAUGACGUACGACAUCUUGUACAUUGCUCGGCACUCUGUAACGUUUCGAGUAUCUAUCGACGUGUAACAGAAGAUCAGAAUGGUGAAAAAGAUAAAGAAAAGAGUAUCAAUAUUGACAAAGAAGAUUGGGUACCAAAUGGGGCACCAACCGAAGUCGCACUGCAAGUGUUUGCACACAAGUUCGGCAUGGGCAGACCAGAUUUGAAUGAAGCUGGGUGGAUACAGUUAGCGGAGUACCAGUUUGAUUCCACAAUCAAGCGUAUGUCGACACUCUAUACUAACCGCUACACAAACCAAAUAACAUUGUUUAGCAAAGGUGCCGCUGAAUGUAUCUUGCCAAUUUGUGACAACAUCAAAGAUCUGGCAAGCAUUAUGGAAAAGGUGGAUCAGCUAGCAUCCAAGGGCUUACGUGUAAUCGCACUCGCUAGACGCAGCAUGGACGACAUCGCAGCAUCAACGAGCGACGACGAUAUGAUAGUCCAGGAUGACGACAAAGAAGAAAAUUGGAGCAGCCGGCUUAAGCGCGACGACGUUGAAUGCCACUUGGAAUUCCUGGGGUUUACAGGAAUAUAUGACCCACCACGAGCCGAGUCUCGCGAAGCUGUUGCCGCUGCUCAUCGGGCUGGUAUCAUGGUGCAUAUGUUAACCGGUGAUCACCACAUUACAGCAACAGCCAUAGCCAAGGAGAUCAACAUUUUAAGUGACCAAUUGCUCAAGUCAAAACAUAUGAAUCAACUCGUCAUGACCGGUCCACAGUUCGACUCGAUGACCGAUGAGCAAAUCGACGCCCUUCCACGACUACCACUUGUUGUUGCACGCUGCUCGCCUGAAACUAAGGUCAAGAUGAUCCAAGCAUCCCAAAGACGCCAUUUGAUUUCAGCGAUGACAGGUGAUGGUGUCAAUGAUUCUCCUUCUCUUCGUAUUGCUGAUGUUGGUAUCGCCAUGGGCAAAAACGGUAGCGAUGUAGCCAAACAAGCAUCCGAUAUUAUUUUGACCGACGAUAAUUUUGCAACCAUCAUCCGAGCAGUGGCAGAAGGUCGACGGAUCUACCAGAACAUGCAGCGCUUCCUUUUGUACUUUUACAUCAUUCUGAUGUCACUUGCGCUUGUAAUUCUUGCAUGCCUUGCCCUCCGAGAUCCUUCUGGAUUGACAGCAGCGCCAGUGUCCACGAUUCAGAUGAUCUUUAUAUAUGCAGCUGUAACGCCCCCUGCUGGUGCGCUCAGCGUCCAGCCUGCAUCCCCCACUGUCAUGGAAGAACCUCCUCGUCCGCCUCGUGAAAGUAUCGUUAACAAGGAAAUUCUGAUGGAUACAAUUGUGUAUUCUAUUUUGGCUGGUAUGGCUUGUGCCGUAGCAUUCUUUAUACCACUUUAUACUGUCGGUGGCACUGGCGUUCGAGGCGUAGCCUGUGAUUCCAACUAUCAACAAGGACUAUGUGACGCAUUCUACCGUGCGCGCGCAUCGCUCUUGGUAACUUACUUACUAUGCUCCUUGGUAGUCAUGACACACUGUCGUAGCUAUCGGCGACCUGAAUGGGGCCCACGGGGUCUUAAGAUUACCUUUACCUCACGUACGGUAAUCGGCACAUUUUGGUUUGAUAUCAUUUGCCUAAUAAUCUUUUUCUACAUUCCUGAAGUAGCCAUCAAGGGCUUCAGAUUACUCGGCAUUACCUGGGAAUGGGGGCUUUCUAUUGGAUUGACUUCAUUCUUCGUUGUAUCUGGCGAGCUUUAUAAGCUUUUAAAGCGCCAAUUAAUGAAACCCAUGCAAACGCAUUUUGUCGAUGAGUUAUUGACCCUGUGA